UCUGCAAGCACUGAUUGAACCGCGGGCGUUGCCAUGGCUACACGAAUACCCAAUGAGAAGCUCGCGGUGGACUGUUGCUGAAUGAAAAUAACAGAGGCCAUUUUGCGCACGAAGCCACGGCAUCAUUCAGUAAUAUUAAAAACGGAAACGGGAGGCAGGUUCAGUCCAUCUCUGGAUAGCGUGUGCUUUUUAGAGCCGGUAGAGUGGUGUGGGGCCGCGGUGCUACUGGCGCUUAAAAAAAGGCAUGCGGUAACUAAUUGUGCCGCCGCGUCACCUCUUCCUUUCCUUGGAGGUUUGUGCCGUGAGGAAAAGGGGGACAGGAUAGCUUCACCGCAUUGCUAUACACCGGGGCGCCCCAGCAGUGACCCCCGAGAGAGGGAGUUGCCUUUAGUUAGCUGACCGACACCGGCAACAUCCAUGCGCGUCGAAAAACAGGUGUACGGUUUCAUCACACGGACACUGCACUAGCUUCCGAGCCGCCGUGGCUCGCUGCGUUUGUGAGUGUACCUACUUUUGCGCUUGUUCGAGUGAGGACUUCAGUCAUUUCACAUGGAAGAGGCUGUUUACUUGAUGAUACGUUGCGGAAUUAGUCGAGCGAAGCGGCAGUCGUUUUAAAGGCAUUGAAAGGGGAAAGAUCUGGGAAUAAAGCUCGACCAGGAGGAGAGGCUUAUCCUGAGCAGAGGGAAGAAGAAGAGGAAGAAAAAACAAUCAGAGCAGAAGAAAAGAAAGAAGAAGGAAAGACGCUUGCGCACAGAGCUCACCUGCACCUGACUCUUCUUAGCAAGUCUCCAGUCUUUUGGUUUUAUGACGGAAAGUGUGUCCCCCUGCAGUAGAUCAGUAAAAAGUGCUCUUCAAUAUGAAUACAGAUAGCGGAGGAUACGCUCCCAAAACCGUGGCCUUGUCACUCAUACUCUCUCCCAUGAAGAGGGUCCAGAGCUCACCAAAUCUAGCCACAGGGAGUGACUCUCACUCAUCAGACUUGGAUUCUUGGCGGUCACGCAGUGCAACAGAUGGCCUUAAGAAUGGAGACGCCAGCAGCUCAUCUCUUGCUGCUAAAGGCUUCCGCAGUGUUAGACCCAACCUGCAAGACAAAAAGUCACCAACACAGGGGCCUCCAUCCCCCGACCCCUCAGCACCGCACUCCCCCUACCGCUGCCACAGUUCAGAAUCGCUUGACUACCUGUCAGGCCUAAUGCCCAAGACCCUAUCGCCCACCCCAUAUGUCGCUAGCGGAGCUGGCAGCACAGCUGGCACAGUCAGCGGGCCGAGCUUUACCACAGUCAGCAGCGUGAGCAUCGGUGGCUGCGUGUCCCCCUCAGCCUCCCCCGUGACAGUGUCUGCUCUCAGCCACUACUCGUCGUCCACGGCGGGUCUGCUGGAUGAGCUGCAGAUCUGUAGUCUGGACUCACCUGGCGCAUCACCCACGCCGUCGCCCACCCUCAGCCAUGUCUCUGCCUACACAUCCACUGCUGGCCCUGAUGAUGUGCUAACAACCCCUGUGACCUCCACUGCUGCAGCAGCCACUGUCACUAACGGCCAGGUCCUCUCUCACGCUAUGAAUGGAAGCACUAGCCAUCCACAGAGACCUCUCUCUCCCCCAUCCUAUCCUCCUCCCCCCGCCUCACUCCACACUGGGCUCCAGAGACAGAGCAGGAGUUCGGAGGGCAGUGAGUCUGUCACUAGAGAGUCUGUGGUGUCAGGCCACACCAGCGUCAGCAGCACCGUGCCCAUUGCCCGCUUCUCGGAAGAGGAAAAAAAGGUUUCCAUCAUUAAAGCCCCUCAUUAUGAAGGCAUCGGCCCUGUGGACGAGUCUGGCAUUCCUAUUGCCAUCCGCACGACGGUGGAUAGGCCUAAGGAUUGGUAUAAGACUAUGUUCAAACAGAUCCACAAGGUUCACAAAGCAGAUGAUGACUACUCUGACACAUACAAUGCAACAUAUGCUGUCAUAAACAAUGAUGACUACAGCCCGUCAUCCACUGCCACCAUGGCCCACCCGGCUCCCCGAACACAUACUUACAGGCCACUAUCCAAGAGCCCCUCAGACAACGGAGGGCAUCUGGGGCCUCGGGAGCCUUCUCCUUCCCCUGUACCCCCUCCACCUCCACCCAUGCCAUCCCUCUUGCAGCUAAGGGCCAGAGAUAGCGACCGCGAGAAAGACUCCCUAGACACGAAUGAAUGGGGUCCACCCGACAGGAAAGUGGACACACGAAAGUACCGUGCAGAGCCUAAGAGUAUUUUUGAGUACGAGCCUGGGAAGUCCUCUAUUUUGGAGCACGAAAGACCAACCUAUGAUGACAUAGAUUUAGAGAACGAGCCUUGGUAUAAGUUCUUUUCCGAGCUGGAGUUUGGGCGGCCGCCUCCUAAAAAACGGCUGGAUUAUAAUCCAGACAUCUCCGCUCGCCAGCACAUUGAGACAUCCCUGCACAUCGCUCCUGCUGACAAGGCUCCAGAGAGACCUGCGAGUGCUGCCAGCGACUACAGGAAGAGAAGGAAGUCAGAGCCGUCAAGUUCCCAAGUGAAUGCUCAGUCUCAAAGCAGAGCUGCAGUUUCCCCUAAACCAGUGGAUGCCUACAGACCCAGCAGCAGCCUAAAGAAACCUGCCAUUCGUUCCUCACCAUCCUCACCCUCUAGAGCCAAAGGUGGGGACGCAUGCAACAUGUAUUCAAACAGUAUGACCUCCCCAGGUCCUUAUCAACACCCCUAUCUGCCCCCUGUCCCCUCUGACCCUGUCCAUUGCCAUGAGGAUGCCAGCCAGGAAGGCAGCUCCUCCUCCAAGCAAUCUGUCUGUUGUAAGAACAGUUGGCAGACAAAACGACAGAAUGCUGAGACAUGGAGCAGUGUGGAGGAGGUGCCACCCUCCCCUGGAAAGCUCAAGUCACGGAGCUGUGAUGAUUUACUCAGUGAUGGCCAUUCUGGCUCGGGCGGGCGCAAUGCCACUCGCUCAGAAAGUGCUGGGUCACUGGUGUGUGAUGGGAAUCCCUCAGGUUCGACUGGAUCCACUUCCAGUCGCUCAUUGCCACGACUCCACCGGCGAAGGGCGCAUGAUUCACCAGGCUUUCUCCAGCUCUAUCGUAAAAUGCACCAGAUUGACCGUGCCCAGCUCAUCCCAUCUGAAGUCAUUCGCUCAGUCCGUGCUCGCAUCCUGGAACUAGAGCGCCAACCUCACCUGCAUCGGCAUCGCCUCUCUCCUUGGACCCCCUCAUGGGGUGUGGAGGUGCCACGCGAUAUGGUGCCAAACCGCAUUUCUGAAUAUGAACGCCUUAUUCAGAAGUCCAAAUCCAUGCCCAACUUGGGUGAUAGUGAGGUGCCUUCAGGCACUACCACACCAGGCGGCUCAUCAUCUCGAGCCAGCAGUGGUGGUGGUGGCACACCCAGUUUUCCAAAACGCCGUUUUUCCAUAGAAUCUUUACUAGAGGAAGACAACAAUGGCAACAGUGGAACAGUACCUCACACUAUGGAUCAUUUGCAUCGACCUCGUAGCCCACCUGAGGGCCAGCCUCGUGUUGGACCAGAGCCCGGCCGUGGACGGUCAUUUCCUGCUCCUCCUGUCCCCCAAGGCCCUCAAGCCAAUCCAGAUUACUCUGAUAGUGAACAAGACGCUGUUGCGUCAGACCUCAGUGACUUCAUCCAGGUGGAGGGCUCCUCGUUUUGCAGUGAGAGUGACUUUGACCAUUGCUCACUAACCUCCUCUGAGAGCUUGUAUGGCUCUUCCACCCUCCACCACCACCACCUCCGCCAUCACCACCACCAUCACCACCACCACCCUGGUCACCAAAGUCUAGGCCAGAGCCAGGGCUACCAACACCGCCACCUCAUCAGCACCUGCAAAGGCCGCUGCCCGGCCUCUUAUACCCGUUUCACAACCAUGCUUCGCCAUGAGAGAGAACGAGCGCGGCAAGAGCACCAGAGACCUUCACAGCAGAGCCGCAGCAGCCAUUCUCAAAUCCAGAGCUCACAGUCCCAGCAAGCGAUGUCCAAGCUGGCCUUCCUGGUCAGCCCAGUGCCUUUCCGCAGGAAAAAGGGCUCACCACCUACCUCUAGAAGAAUCAGUGGUGGCGGAGGACGAGGUAGCAGACCCAAGUCCAAACAGGCCAUUUAUGAAGCGCUAGAUGCAGCCUUGAGAGAUAUAUAUGAGCACAUUCAAGCAGAGAGAGGCCACAGAGGCACAAGGGCACCUGAUGAUAGCAUCCUGAGGAGAAUACUGGCCGAAUUGCUGCCAAACGUGCCUGAACGAAGCUCCUCAUUGCGGGGGAGGAGGGGGUGUUGGCACGGGGGUCACUCCUCUGCAUCUUUGUUCCCAGAUGGGAGCCCCACUGGGUAUGCCUCAUACAGAGAGGAUCCCUCCACACCUCAGCUACAGUCACCACAGCUACAGUCACCAGUCAGUGCCUGUUACGGACGACACGCGGACACCUCAAACAAUAAUGAAUAUGGAGAGGAGCAGGGCAAUGGAAAUGGUCUCUGUUAUUCAGACCAGGAUGUAUCCAGGAGUUAUGCCACCAUGGAUGGACGCCACACACCCCAGAGUAGAAGGCCUACUCCUGACAGAGAGAAACAGCCCGCAAGAGCCAUUUAUGAUUUUAAGGCACAAACAGCUAAGGAGCUGACAUUUAAAAAGGGUGAUGCAGUGAACAUCAUCAGGCAAAUAGACAACAACUGGUAUGAAGGAGAGCACCGUGGACGGGUGGGGAUAUUCCCAAUAUCCUAUGUAGAGAAGAUGCCGUCCACUGAGAAGCAGCAGCCAGUCCGUCCUCCUCCUCCAGCACACGUCAGAGAGAUUGGAGAGGCAGUGGCACGCUACAACUUCAAUGCUGAUACUAACGUGGAGCUGUCUCUCAGAAAGGGUGAGAGAGUAAUUGUGAUAAGGCAGGUGGAUCAGAACUGGUAUGAGGGGAAGAUACCAGACACAACAAAACAGGGUAUCUUCCCUGUGUCCUACGUUGACAUCGUCAAGCGUUCACCGUCCAAGAGCUCCGCCCACCACAUAGAUCCACAUGGACACCCUGGCAACAGGACACCAAGCAGUACACCCAUCAAGCCUUUCUACCAUCUUCCUACAUCCUCCACCACCCGUGACCUCCCCUCCCCUCACCCCUCGUUGAGAAGGCUUGAUCUGCAAGCUGUCACCAAUGAGUGGCUGUCCCUCACAAUGGACACAUCAGUUUCCUCUCCAGCUCACUCCUUCACGCCCACCCCUCUAUCACCCACACCUGUACCACCCACACCUCCCCCUCUUCCAACUGACUUUGCACCCUUUCGAAAGGCUCAGGAACCUAAGACACCUUCACCUGCACCAGCACAAAGAGGCUUUGCUCUUCCACCCCAGAUAUUUUCCAGAACUCCGCCUUUUAAAGAAGAGAGACUCAGUUUAGGUCACACCCCAUUUGUUCCACCUCUCUCCCAACCUCCUCCUCUUCCUCUUCCUCUUCCUCUUCCUCCUCCCCCUCCCCCUCCUCCUCCUCCUCCUCCUCCUAUCCCUCAUUCCUCACUGACCUCUCCACCGCCUGACUCCUCUCUCCAACACAGCAGCAGCAGAGUGUUCACUGAAACUCCCCAAAUAUCUCACAUUGCUAUACCAGAGGUUUUGUUCUGCACAGUGCCAGAGCCAUUAAGGUCACCCUCACAAAUUUCACAGCGGCACAAGUCCAUCUCACCAGAAACUCACAAAAGCAGCAAGUCCCCUGACAUGGAGCUGCAAGUAAAAGACCCUUAUGACGAGCUGUUAUCGAUGAUUCUGGGUGGCUCUGCCAGUACAGAUGAUGUUGACUUUUCAAGAUUGUCUCCGGUAGAUUCCCCACCGGCUACGUUAACGAGCGAAUACCAGAUCAGGUUUAAGCUAAAAGCAGAAGAAUCCCAUCAGCCAGCAGGGAAAUCACCAGUCACUCCAGCCAGUGAACCAGCAGGCAGCGUUCGGUUAGAGGUGCAGUUUCACAAGCCUGUGACGAUGGAGCCGCUGUCCUCUACUUGGGGAGGGCAGCCAAAAACUCUGAAUGCCAGUGAACCAGUCGAGUCUCAAAGACCACCGUCAGUCAAGGGGAAAGGAUAUACUGAGUUGUUCAUUGAGGAAGAGGAUGAAGCUUUAGACGAGAAAGACAAGGAUGUUAGAGUUUUAAGUGAAAGACUCAGUCCUCAGGCUGAUGUCUCUCCUUCCAUCCUGACACGGCUUUCUCACCCCAGCCUCUCCUCACCCUCCAAAACACCACCUCUGACCUCCUUACCUCCUCCUUCUUCUUCUUCUACCUCUUCUUUCACUCCUCCUUCGUAUACUUCCUCGCACUCACAACAGCACGAUCACAGCACCAUCCCUCCACCCCCCCCUUGUUCCCCUCGGCCUCCAACCCUUCCUCGCCUCUCAACAUCGCCCCUACCUCCAGUCUCUCCCUCUCCACGUGUCUCACCACCUACCCUCCACUCCGCUCACCCCUCUCCAAACGUUCUAUCACAGCAUUUAGUCUCUCAACCCUCAAGCUCUCCCUGUCCCUCUCGUCUGGUUACAUCCUGCCGUGACUCAGAGUCCCCUGUUCCCCUUCCCACCCCAUCUUCCCCUAAACCUGCCUCUCCUCCCCUCACUACUCCGCGCUCUCCCCCAACUCCCCCUUCUGUACUCCACCCAGGACAUAGGUCUCCCAAGGUGAAGCAGGAUCCAGUUGUUGGUGGUAAACCUCCUCGUAGCCCCAUCUUGUCCCGGAGGUCCUAUCUGUCACCCAUUAGAGGUCGAAGGCGAUUAGUACAGGAUGCGCUCCACGGUGGAGGAGACCCAUACCAGGCCCUGUACAACUACAUGCCUCGCAACGAGGACGAGCUGGAGCUGAGAGAGGGAGACAUUGUUGAUGUGAUGGAGAAGUGUGACGAUGGCUGGUUCGUUGGGACUUCUCGAAGGAGCAAGCUGUUCGGAACCUUCCCAGGAAACUAUGUGAAGCAGCUAUAAUGAUGAUUCCAGACUCGCCUCCUCCCCUGGCCCCGCCCCUUUCUGUGACACGUUCAUCGCCCUCAGCACAGCACCUGCAGGACACCCCAACCCCACCCACCCCCAACAGCGGUCAACAAGAGACCUGUCGCACAUUAUGUGUUUGCGUGUAUGUGUGGCUCCUUGGCUUCACAUAGACAGAACAUUUAGCUCUAACUAGCCAUCUUUAAUGGAAGACUUCUAUAAAAUAAUGUUGUUUUUUUAAAACUUAUCUUUUUAUCCUUAUUUUUCUAUCAUGGAGAACCCAAACUUUGUGCUCCAGUCAGUGACCUUUAACUUUUGACAGUGAUGGAAUGAUAUUAGAGGAACUUUGCAAAACGCUCACUGAUAGUGAACAGUGCAAGGCAGUGAUGCUUUUCUCUCUGUUUCAAACUGUUUAAGGGCGGUAAUGAUCACCACGAUCACCUUUUGUUAUUUUUCAACAGUAUCUCUACCUUAAAAUCACUUAUUACAUUUCAUUUCAGUGUUCAAUUACAAAUAUCCCCAAAGAUAUUCAGUGCAGAGAGUGUUGCACAAACAGUAUUCUGUCAGCAGGUCUGUCAUAUGGAGUGUGUUGUAGGGUUUGCAGCCAACUUGUUGCAUCAUCAUGUCAAGUUAAAGGAGUUACAUGUAGAACAGACAGUGCAUGUAUCAAUGUUAUGUGUUACAGUGUAUUGAUUGGUUGAUAGUAGUUUGGGGAUAUUAUUCAUCAUAAUCAAGCAAUUAUUUCAAAUAUUGCAAAUGAGGAAUUGGACAAACACAAUUGACACUGGUCUACUUGCUGUCUAAACCUAAUACAUUAGAUUUAAAGUAUAAGAUUAGAAACAUCUUCACGCUAGGAUUGAUGCACUUUAACGAAAUUUUAACACAACUUUGUGUUUGUUUUGUUUCAAAUUUCACUUACUAUGACUGGGGCUUUUGGGGGAUAUUGGUCAUGUGUGGAAAGUGUAUGCAAAAAGGUCACUGACCUUUUAGGUAUUAUAUUUAUUAGAGGACGAACGCUGGUCAAACUGUGUUAUAAGAUGAUUUUAGAAAGGAUGGAACAUGUUGCUUUUUUUUAACAUAUUCUAACAGCAGCAAACCCACAUGUGAAGGAUUCUUGUUUUAUUGUCAUGUAUCAUUGGUACUGAGACUGAGAAAUAACACGAGAGUUGAUGGGCUAUAAUGAAUUACCAGGUGUCAUGUUGUUUUAUGUUAAAUUUAUUUAAGUCUGAUACAGGAUGAGAUUGCAUUUUAUCAAAACUUCAGUCAUGUAACUGCAGUUUUUCCACUAGACUUUGGUGGCUUCUUUUAACCCUGUUGUCAGAGUGAAUAGGUAGUGUGUCACUGUUCAUGUGUUUAUAUUCUAUUUGGAAUUAUUGGCAGUUUCCAUCUUGGCUUGUCAUGCUCAGUGAAUAUGAUUUUUUUUUUUUUUUCGUCUCAUUUUGUGUUUUACAGACAAUGGACACUGACAACAACACAAAUGUUAAAGCACCUUAAAAUAUAUUUUGUUUUAUCAUUCAUUGUCCUUCAUGUCACCCCCCUGUCACCCACUAUUUCAGAUGGUGUGAGAACACUUUGUGUGUGUGUGUUUGUCUGUGGUGUUUUUGUAAGCCUUUUGUAUGAGAGCUGUAAAAUGGCCAACAUCCACUUGCUUUAUAAAGUCAGCUUUUUCUCACCCACCAUCACA
Messenger RNA from Lates calcarifer (barramundi perch), 8615 nucleotides. RefSeq names its product sorbin and SH3 domain containing 2a (gene sorbs2a). The record is from RefSeq and is a predicted model, not a curated record. Lineage: Eukaryota; Metazoa; Chordata; Actinopteri; Centropomidae. Gene Ontology annotation, molecular function: protein binding.